Molecule: messenger RNA, 2066 nt
Organism: Macroventuria anomochaeta
Lineage: Eukaryota; Fungi; Ascomycota; Dothideomycetes; Pleosporales; Didymellaceae
Exons: 4
Coding region: 154-1641 (495 amino acids)
Source: RefSeq, a predicted model, not a curated record
CGACAUGAAGCCCCCGGUCGGUGCCGACUUGGGGGUAAAUAUAGGAAAACAGACCCACAAGCAUGAUUACUCGACUUCAUCGAUCUUUCACGACUUGACAGAACAGUUGCGACUCAGUAUCAAUUGUUUAUCUACUUGACAUCAUAUGCCGCUAUGGUGAACCGAUGCCCUAGUGACGCCGCUAAACUCGCGACUCCUGUUGCACCUGUCGUGAAACGGAAGCGACGAGCGUCGUGCUUGGGAGAUCAAGAGCGACGAGAGCGCAAACGUGCGAUAGACCGAGAAGCCCAGCGGUCGCUCAGAGAGAAGACUAAAACACACAUCGCCGAACUAGAACGGACAAUACAGAUCUUGAGAGACCAAGAUCGAAAUGAAGCAACAGCAAAUCUACUGUCUGAGAUUGACAACUUACGAGUGGAGAACGAGCGGUUACGAGACAUAAUCGACAGUGUCAAGAACGUGCUCGGCAACGACAUUGCACCACGAACAAACACAGCAACAGAGCCUCCAACAACGAAUGGAGGAGGCGCAAUAGCUUCGCCGGCUCCUUCAAGCAAUGGGCACCGAUCGCCUAAACCGCGCACGGUAUCCUUCGUCAGCGACAGCAAACCACCACCGCUUACUCCAACUGAUCUGCCGACUUCAUACGAAUUCAGCAAGCGCAGAGGGAGUACGAGGCUAGUUGAUCUGGAUGGCAUGAACAUCAUUGCCGAUGUACAUACUUCACACACCCUCAAUCUGGACCUUGAGCUCGAGCCAGUCGAGGAGAUACCCACGGAGACCAUCGCACAGGUUCGUAGAAGCCAAGUAGACGUACAAGACUGGGAGAACAAUCCAGCGACCGCCUCAUGGGGACCCUUGAUGCAAGAAUUCUUCGGUGAUAGCUGGCGGUGUCCCUCCCCAACGAUCCUCCACAUCGGUGCACCAGACUCUUCCAACUCCCCAACAACCAUCACCGUGUGUCCGAUCUGGAAAAAAUCGAACGAGCUCUUCGAGAAAAUAUACAGCAACUGCUCAUCAACAGGUACACAGUCCCUCACUCUGUAUAGAAAGAAGUUGUCGGCACCGACAGAGGCUGGACUGCUGUAUCUUGGCAUUAAAGAAGGCUGGGCCAACAUAUCUGAUGAAUGGAUGCAGAGCCCUGCGCUCGUCAUCCUCAAGCAAGUCGACGAGUUUCUGUUCUGCCAUCUGCCUCAGAUGGAGCGCCUAGCUACAGCAUAUAAGAGCUUCAAACUUCUCAAGUACUACCUCAACAGCAGCGCAGAACAGCUCUCGAAGGUGCCCAAAUGGCUACGCCCCAGCAUAACGCAGUCAUCCACCACACACCCCAUCGCCGUCGAUUUCUUCGCCUGGCCGACUCUGCGCGACCGUUUGUUAUCCCAACACAGCUCUAUAUUCCAGACCUCGGCUCUAUCCCAUGUCUACAGCCACUAUCUGCGCUUUGACUGGCCCUUUGCCUUUGAGGAUGCGUUCUUCCAUGAUGAAGCAACAGGGCACUGGUACCCGAGUCCUCUAUUCGAGAGAUAUCACGGAGAUCUGAGGCAUUGGAGUGUGAGAGAGGAGUUUUAUGAGAAGUUUCCCGAGAUGAGAACCGACAUCGAGGGGGAUCAGAGGAGGUUCGGUGAGAGCUUGGGAGCGUGAGAUGGAAAUGCGAAGAAUCGAUCGUGCGUAUGGCUCCCAUAUUAGCGUUUCAUAGUGAAGAUCUCAGUGAGGGACGCAUCAACUGUUAAUUUAUGUGCCAUGUGGCAUUCUGAUUAGUGCGUUGUGAGUGAGGCUGACGUGGACGUGCAGACAAUGAUCCCGGCAUACCUGGGGUCUGCAGUAUCGCGUUCCACGAGGAUCCGAUUCCCCAAAAGAAUAUGUCGAUUUGUUUUUCAUCGGGAGGCAAGAUCGUUGGACUGUGCUUAGGGUGUCAUGCAGAGCUCGAACUGUAGUGGAGACCACAAAUACAGUGCCAUCACGUAUGUAGCUAGCUAAGCUGCGCCCUUACUCUAGCCCCCGCCGCUGUGGAGAAUUCGCGGGGACCUACAUCGACGCAAUUGAUCCCUUCAUCGGCAACUAUGAAU